AUGAUCAGUGAUGAAACAGCCGUUCGGGCUGUAGGAAAGUUAUAUGGCAUUAGCCAUCCAUGUAUGGUAGAUCGGUGGAAACGGCAGACUGGAGACACCUUCGCGCUGUUGAUGAGCAAUAGACUACCCUUAGAUCCAACCUUAAUACCAAGUAUGUUGGUGGUGGAAGGUGUCCCUGGGGGCAAGAUUAAAUUGGUAUGGCCGGUUAGUAUGGAAGAAGUCACUUCUGAAGAAGAUAGGGGUAAUGGAGCCUCAGCCACGAGGGAGUGCUCCCACCCGACUAUAGCCACUUCGGCACCCAUCGAAAGCACUGUGGAAUCCAGUGGAACCGGGGUUGAAACGAUGAUAGAUAAGAUGGUCAGCCAACUAGAGAGAUGGCACUAUGAGGGUGGCUAUCGUAGAUUAAGGAUAUUUUCAGGGAUUUCACCGGUUCCAGACGGAGAAGAAACCUAUGAUACCUGGCGAGAAGCGGCUAUUCAACACUCGGAAGAGUGGCAAUGCCCGGAACACAUCAAGAAGCAGCGCAUAGUAGAAAGUCUUCGGGGACCUGCUAUGCGGGUGAUCCAGGCCACUCGACGCAGUAAAUCGACGGCUACCCUUCAAGAUUACAUCGAAGCCUUAGAUUUCUCCUACGGUACCCUGGAAGAUGUAGGCGAUUUGUUAGCCAGACUACAUCGAACAUAUCAGGAGCCUGGAGAAACCCUGACGCAGUAUAUUUACAGAGUUGAUAGGUUGAUAUACCAAAUUGUUGAAAAAGGAGGUAUAGCGAAGGAUACCGUGGAUGAGAGUCGAAUGAAACAAGUACUGAAAGGAGCUUUGACCAACAACCCCGUGGCCCAACGUCUUAGGUGUACACGUACUUCUGGGACCACCCCUACGUUGACUGAAUUAGUAAAAGAAGUUAAGCUAGAGGAGGUGCAGAUAGAGACCAGAGAAAAAACUAUUAAGCGGAUUAUAGCUAUAAUACCUACUCCGACACCUACAGUUAUAGAUGACAGAUUGUUCAAAUUGUUAGAGGAACAAAAUAAAAAAAUAGAUCAAUUGAUCGCUCUUCAAAGCCAAGCUACAUCUAGGUCCUCCUGGCCAUCAGAGUCGGGUAGAGGAAGGAGUCGUGGAAGUGGCAGUAGAGGUCACAUAAUAUGUUAUAGCUGUGGACAGCCAGGACACCGAUCUUUUGAAUGUCCAGUGACGGCCAUGAAUAGGAGAGGAAUAUCCCAGACCUUUGGUCAGGCACGAAAUGAUCAGUUGGAAAACUCCAACGGGAGUACUGUGAACCCCUCACAGGCUCCCCAAUAA
This is a messenger RNA of Pseudophryne corroboree (corroboree frog), 1296 nucleotides long. RefSeq names its product paraneoplastic antigen Ma3-like. Bases 1 to 1296 code for a protein of 431 amino acids. The transcript has a single exon. The record is from RefSeq and is a predicted model, not a curated record. Gene Ontology annotation, molecular function: nucleic acid binding; zinc ion binding. NCBI's taxonomy places the organism in Eukaryota, Metazoa, Chordata, Amphibia, Anura, Myobatrachidae.